Molecule: messenger RNA, 1200 nt
Organism: Dracunculus medinensis (Guinea worm)
Lineage: Eukaryota; Metazoa; Nematoda; Chromadorea; Rhabditida; Dracunculidae
Source: the annotation of a GenBank genome assembly
AUGGAAGAAGCGAAUAGUACUGAAAUUAGUGCUAAAUUCGUGCGAAUAACAUCAAUUUUCGAUUUGAGUGAGAAAAGUCAUGAAAAGGCUUCGAUGACUUUCGGACAAUGUCGACCAGUAAACGACUAUAAAAAGCUUAACAGAAUUGGCGAAGGAACUUAUGGAGUUGUUUAUCGAGCACUCGAUAGGAAAACAAAAGAAAUUGCGACUCUAAAACAAAUUCGGCUGAGCACUGACAGUGAUUCGGGUAUUUCGAUUUCAGUCAUUCGCGAGGUUCAUUUACUUAUGAGCCUAAAACAUGAAAAUAUUGUUAGUCUGCGUGAAGUUGCGGUUGGUCGAGAAAUAAAAUCGAUAUUUUUAGUGAUGGAAUACUGCAGCCAAGUUGUGUUUCAUGAUCUGGCGUAUCUAUUGGAUAAUAUUGCAAUGCCAUUCACUGAAGCACAAGUAAAAUGCCUAUUUAUCCAGCUGCUGAAAGCAUUGAAAUAUCUCCAUAAUAAACAUAUCGUCCAUCGCGACUUAAAAGUUAUUUUAAAUUACUUAAAUUACUUGUUUUUAUGGAACCAAGUACACAUAAAUUUUUUUCGUGGCAUGAUAACAGUAAAAAUUGUAUACUUUUUUGAGGUUUCAAAUUUGUUGCUAAACGAUGACGGUUGCAUGAAGGUGGCCGAUUUUGGUUUGGCGCGCAAAUUUGGAAAUCCACCACGACAGAUGACUCCUAAUGUUGUAACUUUAUGGUAUAGAAGUCCUGAAAUAUUGUUCGGCUCACAGCAACAAAAUACAGGCGUCGACAUUUGGGCGAGUGGGUGUAUUCUUGGGGAACUUCUUCUUAAUCGACCGCUAUUACCUGGUAAAAGCCAGAUUGAUCAAAUUAAUAAAAUUAUCGACUUACUUGGCACUCCUUCUGAAAAGAUUUGGAAAGGUUUCAACGAAUUAGAAUUCGUUCAAAAAUGUGAUUUGCGCUUGCAGCCUUAUAACAAAUUAAAAUGCGUUUUUAAACAUGCCAGUCCGAGUUGUCUUCAGCUCUUAAAUGCUCUUUUUACGUAUGAUCCCAAACUUCGUAUUUCUGCAAAGAGUGCUCUAAGUUCCAGUUAUUUCACGGAACCACCAUUGCCUUGUGAUCCAAAGUUAAUGCCAUCGUUUCCACAACACCGUAAUCGGAGACAUGCAAAAGAAGACAUUCAUCGAUUAUUUCAUAAAUAG